Protopterus annectens (West African lungfish) is the source of this 4198-nucleotide messenger RNA. Its product is annotated as glutaminase liver isoform, mitochondrial-like. Gene Ontology annotation, molecular function: glutaminase activity; protein binding. NCBI's taxonomy places the organism in Eukaryota, Metazoa, Chordata, Ceratodontiformes, Protopteridae. The record is from RefSeq and is a predicted model, not a curated record. The transcript has 18 exons. The coding region runs from base 230 to 2071 and encodes 613 amino acids. Gene Ontology annotation, biological process: L-glutamine catabolic process.
UCUCAAGUCUCCAGCCUGAGAGUUUAACUCGGGUUAAUUAGGAACAACCCGCUUUCUUCUUAAACUGAGGGGGCAGUGAGCGCCAGGUGUCCACGAUUGGCUGAUGUAUCCACGCCCACAAAUAUUUUAACAGAAACAGGUGGCUGCGUGUCGCUUCACGGGUAAUUGUUAGGUGUCACUUGGGUCUUGUUAGUGUUAAGUUGUGGAGUCUUUUUUUUAGAUCAGCGGGAUGAACAGACUAAAACCAACAGUAUGGGCAACUGCAAGACCCCUACUCUGUGCCCACCCAAUCCCGAGGCUAAUCGGGGUCAAAAUCUUUGGAGGCAGAACCCCUUUAAAUCGUGGGCAACAGUGGUCCAAGACUAUAGUCACUGGAAGUGCAGUCCACAAGCCACGUGAUGAACUGACAGACAGAGAGACGACUCAUUCACUCGAACAGCGAGGAGCAAUCCAGAGUGGCAUGUUACCAGGGCUUGAAGACCUCCUGUUCUAUACUAUUGCUGAAGGGAAGGACUACAUCCCUGUUCCAAAGUUUAUUAGUGCUAUUAAAGCUACUGGGCUACUGACCUCUGAUCCUCGUCUGAAAGACUGCAUGGAUCUAUUGUACCAGACAGGACAAGAGUCCACCACUGGGGUGAUGCUUGAUCGAAACCUCUUCCGAAAGUGUGUUCAAAGCAACAUUGUCCUUCUGACUCAGGCAUUCCGUAAGAAAUUUGUCAUUCCAGACUUUGAAACCUUCAUUGUACACAUUAAUGAACUGUACAAGAAUGCGAAGAGGCAGACUGGAGGUCAGGUUGCCAACUACAUUCCUCAUCUUGCCAAGAUUAGUCCACAUUUUUGGGGUGUAUCCCUUUGCACAGUAGAUGGACAGAGGCACUCCAUUGGAGAUACAAAGAUCCCAUUUUGCCUACAAUCCUGUAUGAAACCUCUUCAGUAUGCAAUUGCUGUGAAUGAGCUGGGGACAAACUAUAUCCACAAAUUCCUGGGCAAAGAGCCCAGUGGAUUAAAGUUCAACAAACUGUUUUUGAAUGAGAAUGAUAAACCGCACAAUCCAAUGGUAAAUGCAGGUGCUAUUGUCAUCAGCUCACUAAUGAAGCCAGAAAGCAACAAAGCUGACAAAUUUGAGCAUGUAAUGCAUUUCCUUAAUAAGAUGUCAGGGGCUGAGCAUGUAGGAUUCAACAACUCAGUGUUCCAGUCUGAGAAGGAGACAGGAGAUCGUAAUUAUUCCAUUGGAUACUACCUGAAAGAAAAGAAGUGCUUCCCACCAGGAGCUGACAUGAUGGCUGCGCUUGACUUUUACUUCCAGCUUUGCUCCAUUGAGGUUACAUGUGAAUCAGCCAGUGUGAUGGCAUCUACAUUAGCAAAUGGGGGCAUCUGCCCAAUUUCUGGAGAGCGGGUUCUUAGUGCUGAGGCAGUCAGGAAUACACUUAGCCUAAUGCACUCCUGUGGGAUGAAUGACUUCUCUGGCGAGUUUGCAUUUCAGGUGGGCCUACCUGCAAAGUCAGGAAUAUCUGGUGCAAUUCUUCUUGUUGUUCCCAACAUCAUGGGACUGAUGUGCUGGUCACCUCCUGUAGACAAAGCUGGCAACAGCGUGAGAGGCAUCAAUUUCUGUGAGGAACUGGUAUCACUGUUUAACUUCCAUCACUAUGAUAACUUAAGGCAUUUUGCUAGAAAACUCGAUCCUCGCAAGGAAGUUGGAGAAGCCAGGAAUAAAUCGGUGGUAAACCUGCUGUUUGCUGCUUACAGUGGAGACGUGUCAGCAAUAAGAAGGUUUGCUUUAUCGGCAAUGAACAUGGAACAAAGGGACUACGAUUCAAGAACAGCUUUGCACGUGGCAGCUGCAGAAGGAAACACCGAAGUCAUUGAGUUUCUUAUAAAUAUCUGCAGAGUGAAUCCAUUCAUCAAGGACAGGUGGGGUAAUACUCCCCUAGAUGAUGCAAUUCAGUUCAAUCAUCAUGAAGUGGUCGAUCUACUAUCGGAAUACCAGGAGAGGUACAAACUGCUGGGAAUAUCUGAGCCUCCUACUGGCGUUGAAAAUGUCUCCAAGGAAAAUUUAGAAAGUAUGGUGUAACAGUCAUUGAUGCUGGCAAUGUAAAUGACUCUGAGCAAUUGCCAGUAUACAAAAAGGCACCCUUUAUUAUCAGUUGAUUUGUAAGACUGCGGAUUACACGAUGCUGUAUACUUAAAAUACAUGCCAGCACUAAACAUUUAUGAAGGAAGUCCUAAGAUACAGCUGUGAAGAAGAGUGGUUUGUGUGAUUCAUAUUUUUCAUUCAAGAUGCCUCAGUGUCAGAUCUUUAAUGUUGAAGACUACAUUUUCUAAAGUGCUUUCCUUGGCAGGUAUUGUGCAUAUAUUGGUAAUGUCCCAUAGCAGUACACACAUUAGUUACCCAAGUACUAUUUUAGGCCAGAAAUCUCAACUUUCUCUGAACAGUAACUCUGUUAGUUACCACAGUAAUGUCUCUUACCAGGCAUUUCUGUAAUUACCUUAUUAAAAGUCAACAACCUCCUUUAUCUUGCUACAAUUCUAGACCAGCAGCCUGGCAAGUUCUCUAGCUAUUCUCAUUGGACUGGAACCUUGUUACAUAGCUUGUUCUAUAUUAGACCAAAAACCUCAUGAAUACCAGAGUAUUAUUUAAACCAAGGACAUCAUCAGCCAUCCAAAGAAUAUCUCAGGCCAAGUAUGUCAGUAUUAGUUUAUCCUAGUAUUUUAAAGCAGGAAAUCAAAGGCACUGCAAGUUGCUGUAUGCUGAUCAAAGUUAGGAACACUGGCAGCUUUCCAUGCAGUAAAGGCUAAACAGAAUACAGUGAUUUUACUUAUGUGCUGAUGUAGCCACACUUUUUGAUUGCAUUUGUUUACGUUUAUUUGUUUGCAUUAUUUAUUUAGCCUUGCAUUUUUUUCCUGUUCAACUCCCACCCCACACAGCAGUAGAGCAUUGGAGGGCUAAGGCUAUGAGCUGCUAACUAGCAUCACCCUUUAGUCCUGGGUUUGAAUCUCUCAGUCUCCACUUGCAUAUUUUGUAACUGAUAACCUCAUGUACACACACCAGUUUUCCUUAGUCACCCCUGAAAAGAGGUGUUUGUACCUAGUAAGCUUGCUAUGUUGGCAAAUGAAUUUUAAAAACUGAUAACAGCUACAGUGAUUUUACCUCCCUAAACUAUUCACUAAUAAUCUGUAUGUACCUGGAGUUACCCUUUUCUUUUUUUUUCCUGCCCUUUUCUGUUUUAAAGCCAUUUACAGGUACAUGCUUUCUUGAGUGAAAUACCAGAGAAGCAGAUUUAUUGCCUUGCUUUUUAUUUAUUUAUUAUACGUUAACCUCCAUCAUAGACAGACUGAGAGGUAAUGUGAGAAACUGUGUGCAAAGAUAAUUAAUUCACAUAACAGGAACAGCAAAGUCCUUAUAGAACAAGUUACAUUUACUUGGUGCAAAAAUAAAAAUGCUUCUUCCUCAUUGCUAGGUGACUAACCUGGCAGGAUGAUUGUACAGAAACACAAGAGUUUAAGGGAUUACAAUAAAGAAGGUACUCAGUAACAAUCUGAGCAUGCCUUGAUUUCACUGUCAAGAAAUUCUUUUUCAGCCACUGCAGUGAGAGAGAGGGAUAAAACCUGCACUAUGGUCUAGGCAACCGAGCUCAAUUAGCUCCAACACGUAACAGAGCUAGCCGGAGAGGAGGGGGCAGUUCUUGGUUGUCCAUUGCUACAAUCCCAUGGAGGAGGGGCAGUCCUCCAAAAAGUGAUACUGGGUACAGUAUUCAGCCACCAAGCUGCUUCAGCAGUAGCUCUCAACUUGUGUGCAUGGGCAUAUGUAUUAACAUUUAGGAAGGCAUUGUUUUCCUCACAGCAAUGUUGAUUUCUGUCCCCUGUCUGCGUGAUGGCUCUCACCCUUACUGAGGAAUACCCAGGAUGGGGAAGUGAAUGGGCAUGGGUGAUAGGGAGAGGUUUGAUGGUCAACGGGUGCAUGCAUGUCAGUAAUUCAUUCUGUUGUCUGGUGGUGUUCUGGCAGCAGGAAGUGGUAUUGGUAACAGGCAGAGAAAAUUUAUCCUUAAUUAAUUUAGAGGUGAAGCUUUAUUUGUCUCACAGUGAUUGUCACCACACCGCCCCAGUUGCAUAAAGUAUAUGUAGAAGCUAACAAAUGUAACUUCAAAGAUAUACUUAUAAAGGAUAAACUGAGAUUAAAAUGCUCUGUGUUGACGAUAUA